Molecule: messenger RNA, 543 nt
Organism: Protopolystoma xenopodis
Lineage: Eukaryota; Metazoa; Platyhelminthes; Monogenea; Polystomatidea; Polystomatidae
Source: the annotation of a GenBank genome assembly
AUGGCUAACCCCACCUCUUUGGGAGCGUGUCCUGCUGUUAUGAAGGCUUUUCAGGCUCAGCAGACUCUGCCGUACAGACAACUGUAUUUUCAUCAUCGGCUGACCUGCUCUAUCCCUCGUACGCCAUCCGAACGCUCACAAACCCGCCAGAGAUGCUCCUCCGAGGUAGGACGUGGUAACUUUAGCUCGAGAACAGAGAUCCCGGAAAUCACUAGGUCUACUGACGACCGGAAUCUAGCCUCGGUCAGUCGCGAGGAAACCGUAGAAGCCAAGCGUAGAACAUAUUCUCACCGGGCCGACUCCGGUGCAGACCACGGUCCGAGUCUCAGCAACUCUGAAGAUAAACUGACGGUUUCACGCGCCAGGCAGUACAGAGGAGCUGGUGUGUGCGCCACGCUGGCAACACGCUUUUCUGCCUAUCGCUGCUUCACCUAUGACCUGGACACGGCCGCAUCAACAAAUCAGGAGAAAGUAGUCCUCAAGUAUGUUACCUUGCUUCCCAUUUGCAUUUCAACCAUCAUGGGAUGCCUCCUUUUCAUCUGA